AUGACAUAUUUCUUGAAACCUAAAUCCCCUGCUAGUUUUCCUGAAAUGAUGUUGCUCAAAUCGCACUUCAACAAGGAUGGGGCAAUGAUCAGACUCAUUUGGUGGCAGUGUGAUUUUCCUUUGUUACAAGAAAUUUUCACAGGGGAGGAAGCCACGGCAAUUGCUGCAAUUCCAUUGAGUAGGAGAGUAGUCAUUGAUAGGCUUUGUUGGAAGCUUUCAAAGGAUGGAAAGUUCUCAGUGAAGACGACAUAUCGAUAUGCGUUUAUGAAGUCUGCAAGCUAUUCUCCGUUGCAACUUCCUGUCGGCUCAGGCUUUUGGAAAAAGCUUUGGAAGGUGGUUAUUCCGAAUAAAGCAAAAAUUCAUGUUUGGAGAGCUUGUCUGGAUAUCCUUCCUUCGCUAGGUAGCUUGGCUUCAAAGCGAGUAGUUUUGGAUUCGAAUAUUUGUGUUUUAUGUGAGUCUCAUACUGAAACGACGAUCCACCUUUGUCGGGAUUGCCCUUAUACUAGGAGGGUGCUUCACACAAAUGCUAUGCUACAACAGGAAAGAAAUUAUCGGCUUUGGAAUCAAAAGAGGUGUGAGGCCAGGGAUGUGAGUUUGGGGAUUGUCUCUAGGCUGCAGGAAUUUAGGGUUCACAAUUUGAAACGCUACCAACCUAAGGUUAAACGUGAAGCAGUGUGGAAAGCUCCUCCUGUGGGGGUGGUGAAAGUCAAUGUUGAUGGGGCAUUCCAUCACACUUCUAAGAAGGGUGGCUUGGGAUUUGUUUUUAGAAAUGAGAAUGGAAUAAUGCUGGGUGGUGGCGCCUGGCCCUUGAGAGGGUUGAAUUCCCCAGAACAUGCUGAAAUUUUGGCAUGCAAGGUUGCUUUAGAGUUUGCGGAGGUGCAUGGUUUUGGACCUAUUAUUUUAGAGACUGAUGCUUUAGAGGUUCAGCGUCAACUUUCUUUACAUGACUCUAUCAAUUUAUUAGGGAUAGGCAGAAUAUAUGAUGACGUUGUGGCUCUCUUGGAGGCUCAGAGUGUUAUCCAGGUGACUCAUAUGGGUAGGAAAGGAGUUGGCAAAUCGUGCCUUCUUCUUCAGUUCACCGACAAGGUUGCAAGUUUUUGA
Molecule: messenger RNA, 1101 nt
Organism: Rosa chinensis
Lineage: Eukaryota; Viridiplantae; Streptophyta; Magnoliopsida; Rosales; Rosaceae
Exons: 3
Coding region: 1-1101 (366 amino acids)
Molecular function (GO): nucleic acid binding; RNA-DNA hybrid ribonuclease activity
Source: RefSeq, a predicted model, not a curated record